Molecule: messenger RNA, 890 nt
Organism: Cataglyphis hispanica
Lineage: Eukaryota; Metazoa; Arthropoda; Insecta; Hymenoptera; Formicidae
Exons: 1
Coding region: 321-707 (128 amino acids)
Source: RefSeq, a predicted model, not a curated record
UAUAGGUAUUAAUAUAAUGUGUAUUUUCAAAAAUCAUUAACAGACUAGUUUCUAUGCACAACUAGCGCACAAUUCAUUGAAGUUAGGUUCUAUGUCCAGCACCAAUAUUCUCUUUCGUCGCAUUAAAGCGAUACACGAUUCUUCCACUCAAAUUAUAAAUGAACUUGGUACUACAGAUGUAGCAAUUGGGGUACAUAUGGAAUAAUACAAUUUAUUCUCUCUCUCUCUCUCUCUCUUUGUGUAUCUCUCUCAUGUAUAAUUACAUUACUUUGUGAAAAUUUAAUUCGAUUAUCUUUAUACAGGAUGCAACUGCAGAAAUUAUGAUAACAACACUUGGGAAAAUACCAAAUGAAAUGUAUUAUUUGGAGGACACUACGCCCAGCAGCAAAACUGCUUAUGACAGCGAGUUACACACGACACUUGAUAACACCACAUUGGCUUCAAUCGAAACUCUCAAAUAUGACGAAUAUACAGAACGCUCGACACUGCUAAUUAUCUUGCUGACUGCGCUCUUAAUCAUACUAUUUAUGUGCUGUAUCACAGCGUGCAUAAUCGCGAGAUCCAGGAGUAGGCACGCUUUCUUCGCAAAAAGCGACAUGGAAUGCGAUCCGGGAUGUAGUGGCGUGAAUCAGCCCUUGCUAGGCUCAGACAGAAUAAACAAGACCUCCGAUACCACUAGAACCAGCGAUAAUUCCACGAGGAAUUGAAGAAAGUCACAUUGUCAAUUUCGAGAUUGUCGCAAAAUAUUUAUAACAUUUAUAUACAGAAGAGGAAUGUCUUAAUAUUAUUAAUACCUUUACAUCCGCCAAAAAUAGAUAAAGAGAUAUUUUCGAGUGAAAAAAGGAGACGGUGAAGAGUUUGCGUUUUUCCCAUUCGAAUAAAUCGGGGAU